Messenger RNA from Lampris incognitus (smalleye Pacific opah), 699 nucleotides. RefSeq names its product protein O-mannosyl-transferase TMTC2-like. The transcript is spliced from 3 exons. NCBI's taxonomy places the organism in Eukaryota, Metazoa, Chordata, Actinopteri, Lampriformes, Lampridae. Gene Ontology annotation, cellular component: endoplasmic reticulum membrane. Gene Ontology annotation, molecular function: mannosyltransferase activity. Gene Ontology annotation, biological process: protein O-linked glycosylation via mannose. The record is from RefSeq and is a predicted model, not a curated record. Bases 1 to 699 code for a protein of 232 amino acids.
AUGAUUGCAGAACUGGUUUGCAGCGUCGUGGCUCUGGUUCUCUAUGUCAACACACUGGGCGCCGAUUUCUGCUACGAUGACAGCCGUGCAAUCAAGACCAACCAGGACCUGCUUCCAGAGACUCCCUGGACCAACAUCUUCUACGAUGACUUUUGGGGCACCCUGCUUACGCACAGCGGCAGCCAUAAGUCUUACCGCCCCCUCUGCACUCUGUCCUUCCGCUUCAACCAUGCGUUGGGUGGGGUGGAGCCUUGGGGUUACCACCUAGUUAAUGUGGCCUUCCACGGUGCUGUGACGGGCCUCUUUACCUCCCUGGCCCGCUUGCUGCUGGGCGGCGGGUUGUGGAGCCUGCUGGCAGGCCUGCUUUUCGCCUCACAUCCCAUCCACACUGAGGCAGUGGCGGGCGUUGUGGGCCGGGCCGAUUUAGGUGCUGCCCUGUUCUUCUUGCUUUCCCUGAUGUGUUAUAUACGUCACUGUCGACUGCGGGGCCACGCGGGGCCCUGCCAGCUUGGGGCCUGGUUCCUUGUCAGCCUGGGCUGCGCUGCCUGCAGCAUGCUAUGGAAGGAGCAGGGGGUGACGGUCCUGGCCAUGUCGGCGCUGUAUGAUGUCUGCGUUUUCCACCGCCUCAAACUGCGGCAGGUCGUCGUGCUCCUCUGGAAGGUCGACAAUGAGAGCUUCAGUGUAAACGGUGGUUGCUAA